This is a messenger RNA of Camelus dromedarius (Arabian camel), 4594 nucleotides long. RefSeq names its product transmembrane protein 35B (gene TMEM35B). The transcript is spliced from 4 exons. Bases 23 to 409 code for a protein of 128 amino acids. Lineage: Eukaryota; Metazoa; Chordata; Mammalia; Artiodactyla; Camelidae. The record is from RefSeq and is a predicted model, not a curated record.
GUCCCGGACGGCCUGCACGGCCAUGGCGCUCCCGCUCGCUGCUGUGCGCGUCUUGUUGGGCGGCUUCUUCGCGCUCACGGGGGCGGCCAAACUCUCGCCGCAGAUCUCGGCUCCGGUGUCGGAGCAGAUGAAAGCCCUGUUCGAGCAGUUCGCUGAGGUGUUCCCGUUGAAGGUGUUCGGCUACCAGCCAGAUCCCAUAAGCUACCAAGCAGCUGUGGGCUGGCUGGAACUGUUGGCUGGGUUGCUGCUGGUCCUGGGCCCACCGAUCCUACAAGAGAUCAGUAACUUGCUUUUGACUCUGCUCAUGUUGGGGGCUAUCUUCACUUUGGCAUCUCUGAAAGAGUCACUGAUCACCUGCAUCCCAGCCAUCGUCUGCCUGGGGCUCCUUCUUCUGCUGGGUAACUGCUAGCUCUUAGUCCAAACUGAGAAGGUGGUAAAACCCACUAGGAAGAAGUCUCCAAGUACACUCAAGGGAUCCUGAGAGUAGAGUGUCUCUUGCCUCUUCAUGCCAUGUCACUGUCAAAGCAGGAAUGUGGUGGAACACAGCCUGCCACCUUGUUGCCAAUAGUUGCAGAGCUAACAAAGAUGGGCGUUGAGUCAUCAUUUUACAGGACCUGAAACUGCCAGGGCACUCAGUGCAGUGCUCCUUGGACACCUACAUCUCCAGGGGACAGCCAGCUCCAACAGAUGCUGCAUGUUAAAGCAGUGCCGAAAACCUAGGAUGAAUCGCAGAGGUCCUGGGGAGUCAAAGGUGUGUAUGGGGGGGGAGAGGGGAAACACAAUUCUCGAGGGAAAAUGACCAUAUUAGGGUACCUGCUAUCACAUCACCAACCGUCUUCCCCUCAGUGGGGUCUUUUGGGAAGUGAUGUGCCUCCCAUAAGGGAAAAUAGUAAAGAAAAAGAAUUCAUUUAUUUAUGCAAAUACUCUAGCCACCAGACUACAGAUUGCUUUGAGGCGUAGGGGCAAUGGCUUUUGAGAGCCCACAGGAGUGAAAGAAGUCUGUAUGUAUUACUCCAUUUCACCUUCACCAUAGAAUGGUAGUUUCUGCUCUGACACUGACCCCCAGACAAGUUGGCACUCUUAGGUCUUCUUGUGCCUGAGAGCACGGUGAUGCAAUCUAUAUAGUAAAUGUGUGUGUAUAUGUAUAUUAAUAUAUUAUUUCUGUAGUAGUAUAUGUAUACUACAUAUACAGAGUGUCAAAACGAUAAGGAAACUUCUCUCACAUAAGAGGUCCAGAGACAGCAUAGCUUCAGUUUCAAUGUUGAGUAUUUGGACCGCUUUACGAUAACAUCAAAGACUGAUAGUUUUUCAACUUUGUGCUCUGCUGCUUUCAAUUUAUUGACUACUGCUCUCAGGGUCACAAAAUAGCUGCAGCAGCUCUAGGCAGCACAUUUGCACAUAAUAUCCAAAGGUGAAUAGAGGGAAGAAAGCUCUCUUAGAAGACCCUUAGAUAUUCCCCCUGCUAUCCCACUGGCCAGAAAUAUGUCAAUUUCCAUUCCUAGACCAAUCACUGGCAAGGAGAAUGUAAUGCUCAUGAUGGACUUAGACUAGUUAAGAUUUACCCACACUGGUCAAAUGGUCAGCAAAGAAGGGAAAGAGUGUUACUGAACCAAACUUGGGUCUGCUCUCCCACACAGUUAGUUUCUUCCAUUUGGUGGUGAUGUUAGCAUCUGAAAAACAACUCAGGAACUGUGCAUCAGAUUCUGUUGUUCAGGUACUUCAGAGAGGAGCUAAAGGAGAGGAUAUAGGGGAGAAGUCUGUCCUGAAAAGGCCCCUUAGGGUCCUGCUCAGUUACAAGAGUAGAUAAUGUCACUUGCAAAAUAUGGAUAAUAAUGGCUAAUAUUUCACAGAGUUGCUAUGAGGAUUUAGUGAGUUAAAGUGCUUAUAGUAGGACCUGGUACAUAAUAAGUGCUCAGUAAAUACUGUUAUUAAAUAGCGUUUGUUAUUAAGUGGCAGUUUGUUCUACAGAUGAGAAAAUGGAUUCAGAAAGCUUAAGUGCCUAUGUGUCAGACCUGAGACUAGAAUUAAAGCCUGAUUGACUCCAGAACCCACACUCUCCUCUGUACCAGCUGCCAAAGUUGAAAUUGGGCAGGCACGGCACCCCUGCUCUCUUCAGCUUGAAGGUAGAUGGGAUGAUGGGUCCAAUGUCAUUAAAUCUGCACUGCUUCUCAGAAUUGCUCCUCUGCAGGAAGAAUUUGAAACCUUUGAAAGUAGAGCCGGGAGACCCUAGGAUCCUGGCCCCUUACCAUCUCUAUCCCUUCCAGGAUUCCACAGCCCUCCUGUCUCCGACCAGGACUUUGAGUAAAACCUCUCACAGCUGGCAUUAGAUCGAGGGCUCCUGUUUACGAAGGCUUGGGCUGUAAUCUGAUUAGCAGCCACAGGGCCCCGGAGCUUGGUUGUGGGGCCUGCCCAGCAGCUGCAGGAAGGGCAGGGUGCUGGAGGAGUAGGCCGGCCAGCUGGUAUGGAGGAGCAGUUGGGAUUGACAGCAGCAGGGGUAUCUUCAGCUCCAGCCGUGACUCCUCAGCCCAAGAAGAAGCCAGGCCUUAGGAAAUGGCCCCCCAAACCACAGCCUAAACCUUGGUCAGGUCUGCACAAUGACAUUCAGCUGUGAGGCUUUCCUUAUACUUUUCUAUCUCCCUCCCUGGGCCCCUUGCCUUGCAGUGACACUCCUCUUGGGACCCUGGCUGCACCCCACAAACCCAGCUCGCCGCUGCCACAGGUGGACGCCAGCUCCUCCAGCUGUUGGGCCCAUUCUUCAUGUCAUGUCCUGGGAUUAGUCAUUUGAUGGGAGGGUCUAGGAUGUGUGGGUGGGAGUGGAUUCUGCUCUGUCUCAGUGCCUAAAAGCCAGGCUCCCAGGGCCCCAGAGAAAGCUGUAGCAGCCAGAACAGCAGGAGGUAAGAGGAAUGAUCUGGUGGGAUGGCAAGGAGAGGUUCAGGGUGGGGCAGAUGGGGGCUAGAUCCAUGGUGGACAGACAGAACUGAGAGGGAGGGGGAGAAGGGAAUACAGUCACUCAGGGUCCCAGAAAGGAUUGGAACCUGAGAGGUUCAAAGGCAGAAGGACAGAUUUUGGUAUUGGAGGAACCAAGUUUUGGGGCACACUAGGAGUAUGACUAGGGAGUCAAAAAUAGUAACAGGACAUUGGCUUGUGUGCUUACCCCACCUUGGGAGAGGGGUGAAUAUGCCCAGAUGUCUUUGUGCUGUUUUGUUUGAUUGGGGUUUCUGUGUCUAAUGCUGUAUGUGUGCCUGUGUGGGCGUACACAUUUAUCUGUGUGCUGCCUAGAGGGGGAGGGAGCUAAUGGUUAUGAAGUUUCUCCCCAGUGUCAGCCAGUGCUCAGAGUUUUACUUAUGUUUUCUCAUAAUCCUCCCAACAACCCUGUGAGGUAGGUAUUUUAAUCUCCAUUUUACAGCAGAGAAGACAGGAUCAGUGAAGCUGAGUAAUUUGCCUAAGGUCACAUGGCAGAUAAAUGUGUGUAUCUAGAAUCUGCCUGAUUCCCAGGCUGGGCUUUCUUUGCUUUGCUGUCUGAAAUUUCAAAUCAGACCCAGGACUUCGUGGUCAAAAGGUGAGGGGGGAAGGAAAACAGGCUGGAAGGCCUGAAAGAUGUGAAACCUUUUCAGCCCAGUCCAAGGUGCGCCAGGCAAGCCUCAGGAGAGGACCUUCACCAAGGCAAGUGUGAGUCACUGUGCAUGGGCAUGUCCUCUGGGUCACUGCAUCCUAAGACAGUAACUCCAUCCAUGCCUGCUGUCCCCUCCACUGAUCUGGAUGGCACGUGGAGCAGGGAGUCCUCUGCUUUUUCUGGGAAGGACUCUAUAUUCCAGCCUGAUCUCUCCAUAACUCCCUGUUGGCUCAGCCUUGCUUGGGCUUACUGUAUAUGCCUGUGCCCCACAAGUCUGUACCAUACUCCAUCUGUGAGGGGCACUUCCACUCUCCCAAUCACCAAGGUUGUCAAUUUCCAAGCUCACUGGGAUUCCUGCCUCUUCCUCAUUUCCCACAUCUUGUCACCAAGCCCAUUCGGCUUCAACUCUCGAAUCCCCCUCCUUUCCAUCCCCAGCAGGUGCUGGCUGCACUGGCUCCUCAGCCCCGCAGUGGGCUUCCUUGCUUCUAGUCUCUUCCCACCGGACUGAGGAAGGAGGGGGCUGGGGUCGGCAGGGAAAGGCGGGAUGGAGACCUUCUUGUGUGGCUAGCCUCCACGGUGACUGCUCUUCCUCUCGCUAGUCCAAGGUCCGCGAUGAACAGCAGCGCUAGGGACCUGGGUGUUGGCGGCUGCAGCCCCUGGGAUGACCCUGCUCGCUUCAUCGUGGUGCCCGCGGCCUACGCCUUGGCGCUCGGCCUGGGGCUGCCAGCCAACUUGGCGGCCCUGGCAGUGUUCGUCCGCAGCGGCAGGCGCCUGGGCCAGGCCCUGCGUCUCUACCUGCUCAACCUGGCGCUGGCCGACGUGCUCUUCACGCUCACGCUGCCGCUGUGGCUCACCUACUACCUGGGCCCGGCCCACUGGCCCUUCCCGGAGUCCGCCUGCCGCGCGGCCGGGGCCGCCUACUACGUGUCCACCUACGCCGCCGUGGCCUUCGCCGCGCUCAUCAGCGUGUGCCGCUGCCGC